Molecule: messenger RNA, 1158 nt
Organism: Symbiodinium sp. CCMP2592
Lineage: Eukaryota; Dinophyceae; Suessiales; Symbiodiniaceae
Source: the annotation of a GenBank genome assembly
AUGGUUGCGCUCUCACUUUUCUGGUCUGCUCUUGAAGUGCUAGGAGCGUCUAGUGCUCUGUACCAGCAAUUGGCAAAUUCCAUACAUUCGGAAGCGCAUAUCCAGCGGAUCCUGGCAGGAUUCUCAGUGAACACUGUGCUUCGCUAUUUGUCGGCAUGGUCUCAUUUCUUGGUGAAUCUUGAAGGGCUCGGGUAUACGCUUGAGCUUCUCGACGGGGUAGUCAUGGCUGAUAUUCUGGUUACAAUGACUCUUGAGAAGCACGGUGAUCCGACGCUGGGAGCGGGUACACAUAUGACUAUAAAAGCUCUGCGGUGGUUAUGCAGGAUUGGCCAAGCUGAGUUUCUUCGUUGCGCUUAUGACAAAGUCAUUGAUUCAUUUCUAAAGACAAAGAUUCCAUCGGAGCGUCGGGAGAGCUUCCCGCUACCGCUAUUCGUUAUCCAACUUUGGGAGAGACGGAUCCUUAUGCGGCAGUCCAGCAUUCAAGAAAUCAUAGUGCUAGGCAAUCUGUCGCGAGGCACGCACACCUGGAUGAGUAAAUAUUUGCACGCGCUUGACAAGCUGGCAUAUCGGCACCAGCAGGAGUUUCCCGAGGCAGACGCCCCAUCUUUUAUGUUACCAGCUCUGGACUCGGACGGUUUCGCCCUGCCUCUGGAGCCAAUGUGUUACGCUCAGGCUUUGAAGCUGCUUAGGCACUACAUUACAAUGCCAUGGUCGUCAUCACCCCCAGAGGUUCCUGAGUUGAAUUUCACGAUACACAGCUUGAAAGCCACUUUGCUCUCCAUGGGUCUUCAAAUCGAUGCCUACGAGUUCGAGCCCUUCUUGUGGUUCAAUUUCUUGCUUGAUGCAUCGGGCGGUUCCUUGCAGGGCAGUGAUCAGUCUUGGGAGUUUCCGGAGCUGCCUGCUUCUUCGGAUUCAGGGCCAGAGCCUGAUCAGACAACUGGGUAUCAAUCAGAUCCUGGUAGCUCGGAGGAUGAGGAUGAGGACCAGUGUGACGACACGGUUGAGUCGUUGGGCACUGCUGAAGAGUUUCUCCUCGGCUCCACAACCGGUAUUCUGCAUGUGCUAUCGCCAUGCUCUGAGGGUGACGGCAUCUUCGUUCAGGGACAGUAUGUUACGCAUUCACACAUUUGUCCCAUCCUCAAGCAGAUUGUGCCGUAG